UGUUCCCUUGCAGAUUCCAAAGGAGGAUGUUCCUUUGCAGAUCCAAAAGGAGGUUCCCUUUGCGUUCUCAGGGUAACGCGGAGCGGGAAGCGUCGGUAGCAGGGACUUGGAAGCACCGUGGGCCACAACAGAGGAGAAGCUUUCUUCUUGCAUUCCGAUCGCUUGACCUGCACGUCUUAGACCAGUUUCCUGCGCACGCUACGGAUCUCUCGUACAUCUGCAUGCUGCUCAUCGUCGAAACGGAAAGAGGCAUCAGCGCGCAUUAGACGAAGUUUGCGCUAGUCAGAUCUUGGGAGGUUGCGGUGUGGUGGAGCUAGGGUUUGUGGAGCUACAGCUUGGACAUGGCGCCUGCAAGCCAGCCUCCGAUGAUCCCUGUUACUCAACAAGAUGUGGGUGCGACGCCACGGUCGGGUGCUUUCUGGGUGCUGUAUGGAAAGGCCCAGGAUGCAUUUAAUCUGGCUUUUGCCCAGAAGCGGCCAUGGGCGGAAUUGGUUGAUCGGACGCAGUUGGCGAAGCCGGAGUCGUUCAGCGAUGCUCUCACUCGGGCACGUAAAAAUUGGAUCCACUUCCGCAUCAACUAUUCGCUUGUGUUGGUCGGCAUCGUUGCGUUGAGCUUGGUUUUCAACCCAGUGUCGCUUUUCUUCCUUGCCGCUCUGUUGGCUGCGUGGACGUACCUCUACCUCGUCCGCUCUGAGCCACUAGUUGCGUUCGGCCGAACGUUCAGCGAAAGGGAGGUUCUUCUUGGCAUGAGUCUGUUCACCGUAGCUUUGGUCUUCAUGACCAAUGUCGGUUCUACUCUCAUUUCAGCUCUCGCGAUUGGUGCCGCUAUUUGUUUUCUUCAUGGUGCGUUUCGCGUCCCUGAUGACCUUUUCCUUGACGAGCAAGAAACUACUGGAGGAUUCUUGUCUUUUCUAUCAUCGGGAACUGGAGCUCCGCAAGGAACGUCACAUGUAUAGAUUUUCGCACUCAAUGCAUCAAGGUAUAAAUAUUCUUUUUUAGCGAAUCAUUUUUCUUCUUCGUCAAGCCUCCUUAAUCGUUCAGACUUUCUUAUUCUUUCGUAGUUAAUCCAGAGAAAACCGGUCCAGGGGUUUCAGCAUAUGAUGCAUAAUAGACGCUAGGAUAUUCUUCAUCGGUGUGAAGAUUACUUCACAGCAUGAUUAGUAAACCCUACAUACCAUUGAUCAUGGUUUUAUCUAGUCUAGAUGAGGAUUUAUUGGCACAUGCUCCUUGCAACUUAUUGAAUUGCUGAUUUGGGAGAAGAAACUUGACCCUUGUGUAGAUUUAGAGCAGAUAGGAUGUGCUUUCUAACAAGUUGGAAGAGUUUCCGGUUAGUAAAGCGUUCAUUGAGGUUUAUCCGCUUGAGAUUUUAUUAUAUUGAUAUACGGUCUUGAAUUACAUUCCGUGCUUGACAA
Molecule: messenger RNA, 1412 nt
Organism: Physcomitrium patens
Lineage: Eukaryota; Viridiplantae; Streptophyta; Bryopsida; Funariales; Funariaceae
Product: PRA1 family protein B2
Biological process (GO): vesicle-mediated transport
Cellular component (GO): Golgi apparatus; endoplasmic reticulum
Source: RefSeq, a predicted model, not a curated record